Molecule: messenger RNA, 3945 nt
Organism: Physcomitrium patens
Lineage: Eukaryota; Viridiplantae; Streptophyta; Bryopsida; Funariales; Funariaceae
Source: RefSeq, a predicted model, not a curated record
UAGGACGGGGCGGGGGCUUGAAGGGGACGGGGACCAGUCAGACUCUUCCCUUUCCCUUCCCUUUCAGUGGAGCCAUCAUUCAUCAUCCCCGCGCUUCCGCUCCCGCUCCCGCCCCUCCCAGAAUCGAGAGGGAUCAUAUUCAUAGCUGAGCAGUGGUGUAAUCGUCUCACAUCAGUCCACAUGCGAUCCUAUGCGAACCCAAGAGAGAGCUGUGCUGCUCCGAAUCGAACACUAUAUUGUCCCGCUUUCAUUCCGUCCCCCCGUCGCGCACCAGCCAAUUCUAUCCCCACGAUUUUGGCUUCCACCGCUCCUGCACCUUACAACAACAAUUUGUAGAGAGAUCCAACUGUGUGUUGUGGCGCGUGCAAUUUUCCAUAGUAGGGUUGCGUAGGUAUGGAGCUGAGUCUCUCUUUCCCUUGCGUUCUCUGAAUGGCAGGGCAAGUGGGUGGUCGGUGUCCACGUCCAGGUCCUUGGUGACUGCAGGAAUUGGUCUGGGGGAACUGAAGAGUAGAGUUUAUUCGAGUUCGUUCGUUCGUUCGUUCAUUCGUGCGGUUUGUGUGUUUGUGUGUUUGUUUGUUUGGAGUAGAUUGCAGUGGGUUUUGAGGGGAUCGUAGCGUGCAUAGUUGGUGGUAGUUGUGGCAUUUGGUAGUGUCUGGGAGUGUGUUUACGGUGGGGGUCACUUCUGUAAUGUGAAGGAAAUUGAGUUCGAGGAAGGGUUGGAGUGAUCGUGGGAGUUGAUAGGAGUAGGUAGGAAGUUGCAAAUUUUGAUGGGAAUGAGGUUUGAAUGCUGUCUGCAGCACCACUGCAAUGAGUUUGGGUCAGCGGGGACGGCGAGGUUCCGCUGAUCCUAGUGGUGAAGUGCUGUGAAUGUGAGACUCAUGAGGGUUAGCGCAUUGAAUCAUUGUUCGGAGUUCAGAGCGCGGAGAGGGUAGGUCGGGUUGUGAAGUGGUGCAGUAAAGAGCGUUGGCCAAGUUUACACGAUGCCUACCAUGAUGUCGCCGACGAUCCAGUGCUUUAGAGACCUGGUUCGGCAUGUCCUGAUUUCUGGUUCUUUCUAUAAAUAAAAUCUUCAGGAGGAGAUAAGGCCGUUGAAGUUUACUCUCGAACAAUGUAUUGUACUAAUCUUCACUAUUUCCCUUUACAAAGGUUGUAUCGCUUCUGGUAGCUUCACUCGUCUGCGAUCCCGAAACAUGAAUUUUUUCGCGAUGAAAUGUGGGCCCGCCUCCGAAACCUAAGAAAGUAAUCGUAGUUCGAAAUCCUAUUUUCGUCGUAUAACCGUAUGGUCGGUUCAUUUGAGCAUGUAAAUCUUGUCCUAUUCAAGAAACACCCGACUCUCAUCGUUCUCGAAACACAACCCGGGGGCCAGCCUUCCGCCAAUCGGUAAAGCCACGAGUGGUGCAUAUGUGAAGUUUUGGAAGGGUAGAUAUCGUGUACAUCAGGGCAUGGGAGGAGAAUUCCCUAGUUCAUCCAGCAUUUGACGUGGGGAGUCCGACAUGGGUAGUCAGAGGGAAUUAAUCAACAUAAGAGGCGCUCAGUUAUAUCUUAUUGAUGGCGAGGAAACCGUGAUCAUGCAGAGCGGCGACUUCUCCUUGAAACUGUUGAAGCAGACGCAUUCGCCGCUGGCUGUUGUGGUAGCAAAUGUUGGCGAGGUGCAAUGGCCUGUUGGAAAAGAUGCACCAGCCUUGAAAGUCUUUCACAGGCGUUACACUUUCGCUUUGCCUGGGCUGGUGUAUGGAAUGAUCCUCCCUGAAAGUACCUCCGCUGAAAUUUUGCAGCAGCUGGAAAUCAUCCUAGCCGAGUACAGCACGUUCGAAACGCAUCAUGAGAUCGCCAACUCAGUUCAAAAUCAAUCUACAUCAUCUGGUGUUAGAGAUAACGCAGGAUACUGGACGGCAGUAGCUCCGGAUGUAGAAACUUUAAGCUCGCGAGUGGCACGCCAAAUUAGUAGCACAUCUACCGUAGUGGCAAAUAGCAUAGUAAAAGGUGGAGAUUGGGCUGCGUCUGGAAUCAAACAUGGAGCGUCUCUUCUGAAAAGAAAGGGUCCAGAUUCUUCGGGAAGUGGUGAAGGUAGGGUCAGCCCUCGCAUGAUGAAACGGAUGCAGCAAGCGCGCCGAAUGUCUGCUGUAGCGAAGCUUAUGUCCAGAACUCUUCUUAAGGGCGCUAUAAGUGCAACGGGCCACGUCUCAAAAAACUUGGGCUUGGAUGUGAAUGCCACCACUAGUGGGUCGCAAUACGGCUCGCAGGAGGACACAGCCCGGAAUGUUGCUGUAGCUAGCGUAGAUGCAUUUGGGAAAGUUGUGGAAGCUGUUGAAACCGCAGGGAAGUCGCUGAUGGAUGCAACCCAGACCGCGGGCACCGACAUGGUACAGGAACGGUUUGGCGAGCAAGCUGGUCAGGUCUUGCAAGAUGGGCUUGGAGCUGUGGGGAAUGUUAUCAAUACCGCGUGGACUUUGAACAAGAUGGGUGUGAGGAUGCUGUUGCGGAUGACUGCUGCUUCUACAGCACUCAAUACACGAUCUGGCUCAAAGAGCACAUCUACUACUGGUGAUGAGAGCAUGUCCUCUCCUACGUCAACCGCUUCCAUGCCAAUGAGACAUCGGUCUCCGCCUCCGCUGCAACAUCAGAUUACUCUCUCUCCCCAACACUCUGCGGACCCUGUUCCUCUUGAUCUCUUACCUAAUGCGAGCGUGCACAGCGGGCAAACACUGCAUACUUCACAGUUGUUCCCUACUUCGGCUGAGCAGAUGAGGGAUCAAUCAGUGAUUGGGUUACCCGCUCCUUCCCCCAUGUUUGUGCCUGUGGGGAAUUACACAUCGGUUAUUCCAAUAGGUACUCCUGCUAAUAGUCCUUUCCAAAAAUAUCAUCGGCAUGUACCGCAACCGCAGCCUCCAUUCAGCUUUCAACCCCGAGCGAACACAAAAAUGGAGUAAAUGUACAAAUCACGAUUAUGUAUAUGUGAGGGUGGUUCGUGACGUUUCUGGAACUACGUUGUGAUGAAUUGAAGACGAUUGAGUUGUGGAGUGUUGUUGUGUGAUGCAUUAUCGCUGCAGCGAUUGAGGGCUUGAGAAUGGUCAUACUCGUGCCAGGGGAGGCAUCAGCAGUAAUUAAUUAUAUCCGCAACCAUAGAAAUUGGCGAUUUUGUACAAAGAACUGCACUCGCAGAGAGCAGGACCAAAGCACAUGGUAAAGGGGGCUUCACCAUGUACAGUUGAGAAUUCUAGACCAUGAGAUUAGAGCUUAAGGAUGAUCUCCUCUAUAAUUGCGAAGGUUAAAGGCUCUUAGUAAUCAUGGUUUCGGAAAGUUACUGUCGCAACAUAUCCAGCACUUGACCAACACUUGGUAAUUGCAUCAAUUACAAAGUGACUAAGGCUAUUUGAUUGGGCGUAAAGUUGCGGUGGUACACGCCGAAAAGUUAUAGAGAGUUGGCUUUUUUUGUUGUCCAAGGCAUGGUUUGGGACGUUUGAAGAUUGAUCGAGAUGGCUAUAGUACAUUGAAAUCGUUUUCGAUCGAGGGAGGGAGGGAGGUUUAGCGAACAGGAUUCAGAGAAGUGGUGGUGGAGAUAUUUUUAGAUGUAUUCGUUCUCGCAAGGGGAAGAAAUCACAUGGUAAAGGGGGCUUCGACCAACAUAUCUGGGGAUGAGUUGGUUUGAUAGGAAGGGGGAUUAUGCAUUCUUAGUGGCAUCUCACUGUCCAUGACAUGGUGAACAUGAUUGUGACAGACUACGCACACGUGUAUGCAUACUUCGGUUCGUAACAUGCUGAACUAAACAUUCUUACCUUAGUUAAACUAGGAGGCCUCUUGUUGUUCACAUGCGUAUUAAUUCACAUAUUCAUUCAUGUGCGAUGAGUAUUUAGCUGUAUAACUUGCUGUAUACUGAGAUUCGAGGCAGUGCUAUACCUAUUUAUAGACCUCGUCAUUUGGAGUAUAUGCAGUAUCAUUUUUAAA